GAUCACAGGGCAGUAGAUCACCAGUGGAUCACCUGUGGAUCACCCGGAGUUCAGGUUGUAGUUAGGUGGAGUGUCAGGAGCUGCUUGUGGAUGGAGAUGAUGAGAAGAUGGAGGAGUUUAUGGAGCACUAUCAGGACCGCACUGCUCUGGAGCGGGCGUGGCUGAGUGAGGUGUACACAGGUGUGUGUGAGCAGGUGUACCCGCUGGUGGGCGUGGCUCUGGGUCUCUCGGCGGAACAGCUCAGCCAUGCCGUGGUGUGGAGGGUACAGAGGGUACACCAGUCCCUCCCCGUCACCUACAGGUGUGUGUCCGUAGCAGAGUUGUGUAACAGACAGCGCACUCCCUGCCUCAGCAGUCUCACCUGGAGCACGGCUCAGUACAGAGACCGGAUCAGGGAGGCGGAGCAACAGCUGCCCAAUCAGAAGGGCCUGCAGCGUGCUAACCUGCUCCUGAUUGGUGUGAUGUGUGAUGGGCGGGACUUGGGUCAGUGUGAGGGCUGUUGGAGAGUGAGAGACUGUAGUGGGAGUGUCCACUGUGAGGUGCUCGGCGCGUCUCCUCUGUGGUGCGGGACCCUGAUGCUCUUCCCCACGUGGAACUACAUCCCCCAUGAUGCACCGGGACCCGGGCAGGACGGCGGGGGGUACCUGGAGCUGAUCGACCCGCCCGUCUGCGUGACCGGCGACCCCGUGACCUUAGAUCCUGUAGGGUCACUCGGUGAUGCCAUCGGGGUGAAGAAAGCGGCCAGACUGCUGAGAGAGAAGAACACUACAGCAGUGUGUGUGAGUGUGUAUGGGGAGGUGGGGCUGAUCUGCCCCCUGCUGGUCAUUUCUGGUAAACCCUUCUUCUGCUGCACGCUGACUGAGGGAGAGAGAAGUGUUCCUCUACUGGUGACUGUGCCGGAGUGUGUGUACUGGAGGCAGUGUGUGUGUGUUGGACAGAGCGUGUGUGUUUCAGCACUGCGGGUGUGUUCUGUACGGGGGUGGGCGGGGCAUCGAGUGCUGUCCGUCACGCCGGAGUCCCGCCUCCAUCCCAACCCCCGAACGCCCAGUGAGUCCGGGGACACGGGUACGCAGUCACAAUCACUGACUGACACGGACAUGGACGAGGAUGUGGACACACACGCGCAGUCGCUGACUGACGCACACACACCCCUGCAGGAGGACACGCCCAGCACGGAGCUCCCGGUGCAUCAUGGUCCUUCAGCCGGCGUGAAUCCGGCGCGGACCAAACUCUCCAAGAUCAUCAGUUACAGGGGCCGGAUCACGGCGGUGCUGAACCAGGAGGCGGGACUUUAUGAGCUGGAUGGAAAGGUAACGCUGUGUCUGGCCUAUCAGCCGCUCAGGAAAUGGGGCGGCGGCCUAAGGCCAGGUGCGGAGCUCAAGCUGGAUCACGUGCACUUCCUGUUCCGGCCGUCGGCGUUCUUCGCGGGCGCGGUGCUGAGCGCGUGCCUGCGCACCACCGUCUCCGUCACCGCCUUCAGUCCUCUCGGGUCGAAGGUCACGUCUCGGAGUUCGGACUCGGCGCUGGUGCGUUUCCUGAUGGAGAAGAAUCUCGGCGUGUCCGAAUACUUCUGGCUCUGUUACUGCAGCGCGGCGCUCGCCGACCGGUUGAGUCCACGCUGGGUGUGUCCGGCGAGAGUGUGUGUGCUAGCCGGGCGGUUACUGCACUUAGUUUCAGCGGACAAACAACCGAGACGAGACAAGAGAGACAUUUACAGAGAAAUGCUGCAGGACACACACACACACACCUGUCCUCUCACACAGUAUUGUGUGUGUACUCCCUGUGAGUCUCUGUACUCUGUAAAGGAGCUCUUUGAUUGGCUGGAGAAUGAGAGCUGGGCGUGUCUCUCAUCGCUCUCGACGCUCCUCCCACCGUCGGCGUGUCACAUGACCCGGUCUGAACUGAACCCGCUGCUGUUGUGGUCGGCGCACACACACACUCUGUCCCGCGCGCUGGAACACACACUGCUGGUGGGAGUGCUGGAGCUGAGUGCCAGCAGAGCCACCGUCAGACUGGUGGACCGCACCGGCGCCAUCGACUGUGUGUGUGUGCAGGGGGCGGAGUCAGGGGAGAGCGGUGUGUCUGUCAACACCGCGUGGAUAGGUUGUUUGGUGUGUAUCCAGCGCUGUACGUUGGUGAUGGAGAGAUUCAUGAAGACUGAUUUUCCAUCAUGGAAACACCUGGACCAACAUCGAUACAUCACACACAAACACUGCAGGGUGUACAUCUGCGUGUGUAUGGACGAUCUCCACAUCCUGAGCCCCUCCUCCGCCAUGAGCGCCCUCACCCCACGGCGAGAGAGAGAGAGGAAGAGGACGAGGACAGAUCCACCGUCCCUCCAUCAGCCUGAGGACCGGAGACCUGAGACUCCUCAGGAACAGAGACCAGGACCAGAGGAGCCGGAGGAGCCGGAGGAGGAUCAGAGCAGACCCGGCCCGUCUCAAACCGGGAAGAGGAAACGAGAGGCGGAGGGCGAGGGGCGGAGUUCUGACCCCUGUGUGUCACUGGUGUUUCGAGUUCUCUCCAAACAGGGCGUGGCUUUCCGGAACCUCCAGGCGACCAAUCAGGCGCAAGCGCUGACACUGAGCUUCACUGUCGAAGCAGCUCGUCUGGGGGGCGUCCAGGUUUGGGACCGAGACCCGAAAAACGGUCAAGUGGAGCAGAGAGAGAUACAGGAGGCAGAGGAACAUCUACAGGUGCAGCUGCUCUUCAUCAACGCGGCUGUUCGCUGGUUCCCUCUCAUCCACCCGGGAACAGUUUACAGACUCAUCGCAACAAACACACAGGACAUGGGUGUGAUGUCCUGCAGUAGUGUUCCAACAAAGGGCGGAGUCUCUCUCAUCGGUAGCCCUGCCCUGCUCGUACAGCCUCAGUGGCGUAUACACACCCUCGCACCCUCGCCGCUGCUACCACAGACGGAGGUUCAGAAGAUCAUGAGUGUUUCUGAGCUCCUUCACAGCAGCUCGUGUGAGGUGGUGUCGGUGUGUGGAGUGAUAACAGAACGGAUCACGCUGCAGGAGGACAGAAAGAAACACCCCACACUCCCCUCACUCAUCAACACCAAGGAGUGUGUUGUGGAGACGGAUCUGAAGGUGCGUCUGACUCUGCAGGACUCUGACUCUCCUCAUCACACGGUGCAGGUCUACCUGGAUUUUACCCACAAUCCCUACACACCUGGUCUCAUCACCGGGGCGACCGUGCUCCUGCACCACUUCCAGCGCAGAGUGUCCACGGUGAAGAAUGUGUACUGCUGCUCUUUACCUGUAAGCUGUGUAACAGUAACAGGAUGCGGGUCUGCUAAGCCCCGCCCUCCUCCUCCCAUGAUGCACCUGGGCGAGUGGGCAUCGGGCAGAGCAGGGCAAAGCAUCGUGGGUCAGGUCAGAGGUCACGUGGUGCGCGUGCUGUUUCUGCGGCUGCAGUGGGCGUGUUCUCUCUGUGGGAGCGUCUUCAAACAGGCCUCCUGCACACAGACGUCUCCACCAUGUGACUCCACCAGCGCCGUGUUCCAGGCCGAGGCGAAGGUUGUGUUAGACGAUGGUACCGGUGAGGCACAGGUCUGGUUCUCCUCGGAGAUGGUUGCCAGGCUGUUGCAGCUGUCUGACUGUGAGUGGGAGGGGCUUCAGCGUCUCAUCAGGGUUAAAGGUCAUGUGAGGGUGUACACGCGUGGCUGGAACGUGGUGUGUGAUGUGGACCCUGAUGAUCCGCUCCUGCUGUAUCUGUGCUGUUUGUGUUCCAGUGGUGCGGUGUGUCGCAACCUCACACUCACCUGUAAAGUACGCCCUCAAAAACCAGAGAAAGCCCAGCUAAGGAAGAUGAAUCGGGGCGAGCGAGAGUUCCUCACCAAAUUUCCUCCAGCUCUCCAACUACAGUGCACUCACAUACAUACACACACACUCACACACACACUCACAUACACACACACACACUCACAUACACACACACACUAACCCUGAAUACACACACACACUCACAUACACACACACACACUAACCCUAAACACACACACACUCACAUACACACACACACACACACUCCCAUACACACACUAACCCUCAAUGCACACACACACUAACCCUGAACACACACACAUACACACUCCCAUACACACACACUAACCCUUAAUACACACACACACUCACAUACACACACUAACCCUCAAUACACACACACACACACACACUAACCCUAAACACACACGCUAACCCUGAACACACACACACACUAACCCUGAACACACACACACUCACUAAUCCUUAA
Messenger RNA from Trichomycterus rosablanca, 4257 nucleotides. RefSeq names its product CTS telomere maintenance complex component 1 (gene ctc1). Gene Ontology annotation, molecular function: single-stranded DNA binding; telomeric repeat DNA binding. The transcript has 23 exons. The record is from RefSeq and is a predicted model, not a curated record. Gene Ontology annotation, cellular component: CST complex. NCBI's taxonomy places the organism in Eukaryota, Metazoa, Chordata, Actinopteri, Siluriformes, Trichomycteridae. Gene Ontology annotation, biological process: positive regulation of DNA replication; telomere maintenance via telomere lengthening. The coding region runs from base 108 to 3947 and encodes 1279 amino acids.